This is a messenger RNA of Akanthomyces muscarius, 2214 nucleotides long. RefSeq lists its product as uncharacterized. Gene Ontology annotation, molecular function: DNA-binding transcription factor activity, RNA polymerase II-specific; zinc ion binding. The record is from RefSeq and is a predicted model, not a curated record. NCBI's taxonomy places the organism in Eukaryota, Fungi, Ascomycota, Sordariomycetes, Hypocreales, Cordycipitaceae. The transcript has 5 exons. Gene Ontology annotation, biological process: regulation of DNA-templated transcription. The coding region runs from base 1 to 2214 and encodes 737 amino acids.
AUGGCGCCCGAUAAUCCAGCUGGUGACGGCGAUGCUGGUACCGUGACCUCCUCCACUGCCCCGGCAUCGUCGAAUGUCUCUGCUGCAGAGCUGCCAACUUCUGGUCAUCCUCCUCCUCCUCCUCCGACGACUGCUGCAGAGCCUCGCACGUCUACGCCUCCGGCCUCGCACCUGCCUGCGACAAGCUCUGGCCCCGAGCCGGCCGACUUCACUCCUUCGACUUCGACUUCGACUUCGACGGUUUUCGCUACUCCUGCUGCCGCUGCUCCGACUACAGUCACGGCCACGGCCACCACAGCUGACGCGCCUGCCCCAGCCGCCGAAGCUGUUCCUGGAAGCGACCUCAACGGUACGAGAGCAGUGCAGGCUUCACCGACGCCCGUCGACACCGAAAUGUCCAAUCAUGCCCAUCUCCUCGGCCGCCAAGCUGCUGCUCCAUCGCCCUCGCAUCCUCCCCCUUCGUCCCAUCCUACGACUUACCGCACCGAGUCCGACGCACAUGGCCCGGCGGCCCAGCCCACGGCUUUACCAGCGCCUCCACCCUCGACGAUUCCCACGACCCAAUUCGCGUCGUACUCGACGGCCGCGGUAUCGCAGCUUCCCGAUGCCCAGCGUGCUUCUCACAGCAAUGGCCACAAUGCCGUCACGCUGCCUAGCAUGCGCACCAUUGACGCCCUGACCCAGCAGCAGCCGCAGCCCGGCGCUCAUCCACACUCCAUCAACGGGCCUCUGCAGCCCGGAUCUCCUCCUGGCCAGUCGUACUACGCGCACGCUUCUGCCAGUUCGACCCCAGGCUAUGGGUUACACCCUGAGCUGUCUCGCUACCCUCUGCCCCACGACCCUCGCCUGUCGGGAACAAGAGGCUCUAAAAAGGAAAUCAAGCGACGAACAAAGACGGGCUGUCUGACCUGCAGAAAACGACGAAUCAAGUGCGACGAAACCCAUCCCACCUGCAAUAACUGCAAAAAGUCGAAACGCGAUUGUCUCGGCUACGACCCCAUCUUCCGCCAGCAGCCCGCAGCUCAGCCAGGCUCUAUUCAGCCUGCACCCUCCCCGACCGCAUCGCUCCCGUCUUCCAACUCGCCUGGCUCAGUCGUCGGCAACGGCCGUCAGCUGAACUCGUACGCGGCCCAGUCGUCGACCCUUCCGACGUCGUACCCGUCCAGCUCCAACCCUCCUAUUACGACUGCCAGCCCAACUCCCAACCCCGCCUACCAUUCGACCUCAGUCACAACGGCGCACUCAGGAACACCUACAACAGCCGAGCCUCGAUACGAAUAUCCCCCCAACACCACUCCUGCUCCACGGGCAUACCAGCCUUCUACUGCGUUUGAUCCCGCUCGACACGUUGAUCACGGUGCAAACAAACCACUGGAUCAUCGGUUACCAGAACCAGCUCCCAAGAUGAGGAUUCACGAAAUCAUCGACUCCCUUGGGCCCACUCCCACCCCGCCUCAAGUUCCCGCCAGCGAGCAGACAUUCAGCGAGAUAACUAAAGUUUAUCACGAAAUGUAUGCCACUGCGCUUGCUGGCUUCUUCGAGACUACCUGGUACUAUUUCGCCGAAAAUGGCAUCAUGUCCUUUCCAAAGCACCCCCCGCUGCUGGAACAGAUGGCUUCAUUUCUUAAAGUGCUCGAAGCUGUCAAGGCCAAUGACCAUGCGCAAAUGGCAUACUCAGAGCGCAGCAACACAUCCAUGCGGGUUAAUUUGCCGCCGGAGGGUGACAGCGCCGAAGCUAGGAGCCGUUUGCAGGUGGUAGACACUUUGCUGUGUGGAGAGUAUCUACCCAGCAACCCAUUAUCGACCCCAGUAGCCGACUCGGACACUCAAAGGACACGUCAGUUUGACUUUUGGUACAAUCUGGCCGAUUUUAUUCGACACCGCGACAACCCCGAAUCGUCUCAAUCCCAACAAGCUCGAGAGGAAGUCCUAGGCAGGCUACGCCGUUUGCUUGAUGGUCGUGAGAACCGUGACGUCCUCUACUCAAUUGCUGUGGUUCGCCACUUGUCCCCUAACUUUGGACCUAGCUAUGGAACGUCUGUGCCAGAGCACCUCGACGAGACAGACCCAAAAAGCCGCCUGGCGGUGGCGUCCAAGUUCAUUAUGGAUGAAGCGCAGGUGACGGGCGGCACCACCAACGUUGUUCGACGAAUCAGCGACAUUGCCUGUCGAGCAUUCGUGAAUCCCGGUGUGAACAUUGCAAAAAGAGCCUGA